GGGUUCUGCUUCCGGUUCGCAGCGCGCCUUCUGUCUCUGUGUGGAGGGCGGCGUCGUCCCGGCCGGGCGGCCUGAGGCAGCGCGGAGCAUGGGGAAGCGACCGGGCGCGAAGUCCCGGGCGGCGCCGCGGGCAGUUUUUGAGACAGUGCCCUUGAGUUCAGACUCUCUCUUCCAGAGGGCAGUUUCAAUUCUCCAUACUUCUUACUUGGACUCUGCAUCUGAGCAUGGUUUUCAGUACAGUCAAGUGACUUUGGUGAAAAAUGACAUUUUCUUAAAUGAGUACAAAACUUUUUACCAAGUGAAAAAAGCAAGAAACUAUACUCAGGAAGAACUUCAAGAAACUUAUGGAUUUCUUCUGUUUGAAACUGAAGAACAGGCAAAAUUAGUAUGUCAGCAUGGACUUUGUGUCAGCAGCAGUGAUAUUACCACAUUGGGUGACCCAGCAAAAGGUGUAUACAUUUCUAAGUAUUCGGACUAUCUUCAGGCAAGACCAUGGUAUCAUGGGAAGUCUGGAUAUAUUGUAAUUUUUAAUCUAAUUAAGGGAAAAGUCAAAUUUGUACCUGAGAAUUAUACAACUAACUAUACUAGCCCAUCUGUUGGCUAUGAUUGCCAUGUGGCUGCAAAUACUAACAAGGUUUCUCACAAGACGAGUCAUUUCCGCACCUUCGAACUGAGUCAGUAUUACCUCUAUGAACUCACAGGCAGCACCAUAACUAAACGACCCAGACAAGUCUGCCCCUACCUUAUUGUAGCUUUUCAGUACCAAGAGCCUAAGAGAAUGGCCACGCUCACUCAUCAGAGCCUACUUGAACUCCAUAAAAAUGUUCUCACCUCUCCAUGGAAAGGAAAAUUAAUUCUUCAAGGCUAUCUACUGUGUGAUAUAACACUUAGGUCCUCUUGCGGCACAGUGAUUCCAAUACAAUUACCACAUGAUCUGGAUUUCAAGUAUGUCAUGAAAGUGUCAUCUCUGAAACAAAUACUACCACAAGCUGUCUUUAAAAAACAGAAUAACUUGGAACAAAAAGCCUUUUCUCAAGAAAUGUGCUUCAGUAUAUAUGAGGUGGAACUGUCAAACAAAGAAGGAGGAAAAAUAAAUGAACUAACUGAAUACAUUAAAAAUGAACAGUUGGCAAUCAUCAAGUGUUUAGAAGAUCGGGGAUUUUUCAUUUUACUUAUGUCAUCGGCCUUAAUAGCGGAAACAACUCUUGGAGAGGAACAGAUGAGUCUGUGUGGUUUGCAUGUUUUCCAUUCAUCCCUGCCAACAGGGAUGAAAGACUUGAAAGUUGAAGAAGACAUCUCAUUGAAGGUGUUACCUAUUUUACCUGCACUUAAUUGUGCCCUGCUGGAAGCAAAGAAAUUAUUUACCGAAGAAGGAAUCUGUCCAAACACCUUGGUAAAGCGUAAUCUCCAGGACUUGUGCAAGGCGGGUAAAAGUCCUCAGGAUGGAAUGAAAGAAAUGGCAUCCCUUGGCGAAGCACCCAGUGCUUCUGAGGCUGCUGAGAAGUGUCCUUUAGAGUCUCUGAGUCAGUUGAGGUCUUACCUGUCAGAUCCUAGCAGUUAUAUUUUAGAAGUAUCUGCUGCUCUGGAUUUCCUAACAGAACCUCCCCAGUCUCCCUGUGUCUUAGAUGGAAUUUGUGAUGCUGAAUUUUCUUUAGUCAUGACUCCAGACCCUGAAUUUCUUGAAUCAGAAGUAGGAGUCAGAAAAAAAACAGAAAAAAAUUCUGAAGAGGCAUUAAAAGCAAGACAGAAAACGGCGAUCCCAGCAGGUCUGGCAUCAAAUGUGAGAGUUCAGCCAAAGAGAAAAGCCAGCACACCUUCCAUGGUGCAAAGCAGCAAAAGGAGGAGCUUGUGCCGUCCGCUCCCCAAAAGAACUCCCGCAGCAGCAGACAAGACUUCCGACUCACCAGCCACUCUGAAACUAGUCAAAGGCCCUUUUCCUCAAAAAAGAAAAAGAGGUGCUGAAGUACUAACGGCACAGUUUGUACAGACAGCAAGAUUGGACAGGAAAGACCAAGAUGAUCCCAUUUCUAAAGCUGUGCCAGCGAUAGCAAAUGCUAAAAGAGCAAGGAAGCAAGAUAAAUCGUUAGUCACGGCUUUUGUAAAGACGAAGCUGCCUGUGCAGAAAUCUCCACAGAAGCAGAGGAUAAAUACAGUGAGAGGCAACCAGAAUCCCAGAUUCGUGGAGCCCCCACCACCUGCCAUUGAAGAAACUACUUCACAUCUUCAGUCAGAAAGUUCAUCGGACGUUCAAGCAGAUGUUACAAACACAAAUUCAGGUGAACCAGAAAAUGUCACAGUGGCCCCCAAAGAUCUCCCUGAAAACAUUGUCAGCUGUGACUCCCAGGCCCUAAAUAUGUUAGCUGACCUAGCAUUAAGCUCUGCUCCCUCUGCCCCCCCACCCUCCAGUCCCAGGAGUAGUCCCUGUUCUCCCGAGUUAACACAGAAUGGUAUUUUGAGUUCUAAAGAGCAUUCUUUGCGAGGUACAUCUGACCACGAAUAUCACAGAGGAGUCAGAAGUCCAAAAAGUGGCCUAUUGACUGUCCUCCCCACUGAUGAGAAGAGUCUUUCUGUGUCGGACCAUGCUGGCUGCCAGGAGGAGGAGAGAGCGCUUUCGGGCUGCCAGGGCCCUUCUGCAGCCCCGUCGGCACUUACCGAGGAGAGGCUGGAAACUUCCCCAGAUCAAAACUCCGUUGUUGCUGUGGAACAUUCUUAUGCCCUUCUCCAUGUGGAGCAUUUGAAGCAGAGUUCUCAGCAGAGAGGGGUGGUUGGCCCUGGCUUCACCAAGACUGGCACAAAAGGCCCUGAAGCAGGAACUCCAGUGGGAAAAGUAAUGCCUUUUCGGCAUCAGCAGAUCAUGUCUCCUCUCCAGAAGCUUCCUGGGAACCCUCUCCUGAAGCGUAAGACUAGAUCGCUGUCUUCCAACCCGAGAGAUUUUUGCUGCUCUCGUACUGUGUUUAACUGUGAAGGAUCCUUCAAGGUCACUUUCAAGUGUGAACCAGAGUAUGCGUUCAACUUAGACAGCAAGUAUACCAACAACCCACUGGAGAAAACAGUACUGCGAGCAUUACACGGGCCCUGGAAUACCAACCUUCCUGACAACGUGGAAGAAGUAAAGCUCCUGCUUCAUAUGUGGGUGGCUCUGUUUUACAGCAGCCACAACAAAAUUUUGCGGUCAUCUCGAAGAGUGGUUGAACACAGUAACCCAGCAAAGUAUGUGUCUAUCAAUAGCACAGUAGACUCUUUUGAACUCAGUGAAAGUGAGGACCCCCUUAGUGUGGACACACUUUUGGAGGAUAGUGUCACCCCCAGGGCUCAGACGACUACAGUGUUCCCCGACACUAACACGGUGCUUCCUCUCCUUAAACCACCGUCAGCCAGAGGCUUGGGACUCUGGGUUCAGAAUGAUCAGGAAGAAGCAUUUACAAGAGAGGCCCAUCCAGACACUCCACAGAGACAAAGUUUUGUCUGUUCUCGUGAGAGCGAGACAAUUGAAGAAAAAGAUGAACAAGAAUCAUCAGAUAAACUAGAAACCUCUAAUUUUAUGUUCUCUAAUAUUGGAAGUUCCCACACAUCUAUUCCUUCUGUUCUUGGUGAAGAUAGGCCCUUGGAGCCACUUGACAGCGCAAGAGUGGUGAUUUCCACUGAUGAUAUCACACGAGCCACAGCCUUCGAGAUGUGCAGCAGGCUCACCAGUCAAUCUGUCAGCUGUGACGAGUCAGGGUACAGCACCCUGGAAACCCCGGAAAGCCAAGCCAACAUUUUCCAGACAGCAGUGCAGACAGACAGUGAUGCUCUCCAGGGCCUCAUCCCUCAGAAUGGCCCGUCCAAUGGCCCGUCCAAAGAUUGUGAGUCUCCUUUGGAAAAGAAAGAUGGCAGUACCGAGUAUGUGGUGAUCAAUCUGGAGCCAAUCACUCUCACUUUUGAAAAACAUGCGUAUGUACCAAUACAGACAGAAAUUGUAAAUAGAACCGAUAUUCCUGCAACGUUCAAUCUGGAGCUGAUCAAACAGAAGCCACCUUCUCCGAGUAUAACAGGUUCUGUAUCAUUCGAGAAGGCACAGACAGAAAAUAAUGGUGACAUCAGGUCUCUCGCAGUGCCAGGACAAAUAGACACUAAGUUCCUUUGUGCCUUCCCAUUAAGUAGAGAGCCACAUGCUGAAGAAAUAUGUUCAGUAGAGAAGGAGGUUCCUGUUGCAGGUGCCUCGUUGCCACCUGCUAGUGCAGUGCUAAUGGAGGCAUUAUCAUUAGCUCAAACUUCAAAGUACUUGUUACCCAGAGAGGAAACAAACCGCUCUCGGGACCUGGCUCUGCAGUCCUCAGGAGUCUUGAGCAUCUCUUCAGAAGAGAUUAUCGUGCCUUCCCAGGUCAAAGAAGUCUCCGUGCAAAAUCACUCACUUAACCACAUUUCAUCAAAUAGUAAUACUGCAGAUGGUUCUUUAGAAUUAAGGAAUGACAACUGUGCUAUUAACAGUGAAAAUGUGAAUUUUGAAUCAGUUAAUUUAGCAUUUGCCAAACAAAGCACUUUGUCUCUGAGCAAAGAGAUCAGUUUAGAGUUAUCAGAGGAAGAUUCUGACAUCAACCUAACUCUAACAGUAUCACCGCCUCCCAGCCCCAGAGAAGCACCAUGUGGGAAAGUAGCCCCAGAGCAGCAGGACUUGUUCACAAUUGCACACGUUCAGCACACGGGUGAAGAAAACAUUAAGCCUGAAGGGGCAGCUUUCAGAGAAAACAUAGAAGUGAAUUCCAGUUCCACAUCCAUGUGUCCUGUAGAGGCAGCCAAACCAUUAGAAAAUAAGGAACAAGUAGGCAAUCAUGUCCAGCCUUUAACUGUUGUACUUCCUCAGAAAGACAGUACCCUUGACAUUGUCGAGGAAAUUCGUGUUCCCUCAGAUUUCCCCUUUGGCUCUUUAAUUGAAGAAGUGUCACCAGCUUCUAGUCCUGCCCCCCGGGCUCCUGUUGCAGAAACACAGCCUGCUCAGGCCAGUAUAAAAUACCCAUGUAUAGAUGGCGAGAGAAAUGACAGAUGCUCCCAAUUUGAGUCAGGAGAUUCAGCCAUAAAUGAAGAAAAUGUUUUUAUUAGUCCUACCCAUCCAGUCGCACAACAUAACUUAACUCAGGUACUGGAAACACAGCCCUCUGCUGAAAAGCCUCUGCUGUUAUAUAAUCAUCCAGAAGGAAAAGAGAGACAUUUAACCAUCCCCAGUAGCACCUCUGAGGAAAUUGCCCCAGGUGAGCCUGGUGAAGGUAUCUUUUCCUCAGAGCAGACUCAGGGUUCAGACUUAGCUACCAAUCACAUUCAUGACCUCAGAUCUUCUCUCAAAAUGUCAAGAGAUCCGCUGUGGCCAAUUCAUGUGGAGAACAGAAACCCAGACUUAAAUCAUCCUGUCUUUAAGAUCAGCAAGCUUCCAUUUAGUCCCCAAAGGCGUCUGGAAAGUAAGACUUCAACAGACACAUUGACUUCCACAGCUGCUCCAAGUAAUGGAAUGAACACGUCAUCCGAACCGCAGAUGAGCCUUAAGAGCAUGAUGCAGACAUUCUCUAGCGGGGAAGGGAAUUACAUACAAGUCAGGCCCUUCGAGUUGGCCUCUGCGGAUGGGGGUGAUAGCACACAGACACAUGAGUAUUCAGAGAGGCCCCAAACCACUGCCCCCUCUGAUGGUGCCCCGCCAGCCUACUUUCCACCACAGGAAGUAGCAGGAGUCAGAAUGUCCACUCAGCCUAAGAGUACCGAAACUGAAGUUCAGUUACAAGAUGUCACAGAUGGAGGCAGCUUUGUCUCUCAGACACACACCACAGUUCCAAAGGGUGGACAAGUCACAUCAGUGUCUGAAAUCAAAGAUCCAUGGGGUUCUCAGCUUAUUUUCCCAGGUGCUGGUUCUUCCCCAGACAGAGCCAUAUCGAGUGACACAGUGAGUAGUGAGCCUUCUGCUUCCUCUGUUCCCAAAUCUAGCGACACUAUUUGUGGUGUAUCUGAAGAGCAGACAGAAGGGAAUGGCCCUGGUGAGAGGCCCAGGCCCUGGGGUCAUGCAAGAGCCCUGAGCAGAGACUUGGAUGUCAAUGCAAACUCGCACAUGCACCGUGAACCCUCUUCUGGCGACUCUGAUGCAUACUCUCCAGGUGCUGGUAGAAAACCUAAAUCUGACCUGCAGGAACCCCCAUUUACUCUGCGGUGUAAUCGCAGCAGAAGAAAAGAGGAGGGCAGCGCUUUCCAGCUCGCACGCACAAAUGAUCGGGAAAACUGGGGCUAUUCAAAGCAAAUCCCAGGAUUGGAGACUUCUAGAAAUGGGGGCUUCGGAUUAAAGAAAGAUAAGUGUGCACCACGUUUUAUUCAGAUCCGAGAUGUCCGUGGCAUCCCCAGAACUUACGCUAACUUCACCAUAACUAAGGAGUGUGAGGAUGCUUCAGGGACGCGCCCACAGUAUGAUUUGCUCAGCUCCUGGGUAAACACAUGGCAGGCAGCAGGCAGCCUCACCCAGAGGACAGUAGAUCUGGAGUAUCUGCGUUUUGCACAUAAACUAAAACAAAUAGUAAAGAACAGAGUUUCUCGGCAUUCUGUUCCUGCCACUAGUAUAUUUCCAAAGGAAUCCUCUCGAAGUGAAGCUUUCCCUUUGACAAAAACACCCGAGGGCCCAUGUCCUAUGGCCCGAAGCAGAAGUCCCCUGAUGGUAACCAUUGUGCACCCAGAUCCUGGGCAGUGUGUGCAUGCCAGAGGCCACCUACCCACCAGUGGUUUGGACAGUUUUCCCUUUUGGAAGGAGAGAAGUCUCAGUAGAAAGCUUGCCAAUCCUGAGAGAAAGACUGUUUCCUUCCACCUCAACAAACUGAAAUAUAACAGUACUUUGAAAGACCCCCGGAAUGAUAUUUCACUUAUUCUGAACGAGUAUACCGAAUUCAAUAAGGUGAUGGUGGACAGCAACCAAGUCAUCAUCCCAGAGGGUGAACCCAGUGUUGCUUCUGGGGGCACCUUGCUGGAAGAGAUGUGCUCCUCUUUCCCGAGAAGGUGUGCCUCCUAUGAAGACAUGAUCACAGACUUAUGUGCCAGCCUGCAUAUCCGACUGAAGAGCGUCAUGAAAGAAGCCCGUAAGAACACCUUCCUGUUCUAUCUUGUGGAGACAGAAGACAAGUCAUUCUUUCUAAGAACGAAGAACAUUCUGAGGAAAGGAGGCCACAAAGAAAUUGAACCUCAACAUUUCUGUCAAACCUUCCACAGAGAGAAUGAUACGCUAAUAAUCAUUAUCAGAAAUGAAGAUAUAGCAUCACAUUUGCAUCAAAUUCCUUCUUUGCUGAAGCUGAAACAUUUUCCCAAUGUCCUCUUUGCUGGAAUCGACAGCCCUGAGGAUGUACUUGAUUAUACCUACCAAGAGCUGUUUCCAGCAGGUGGCUUCGUGGUAUCAGAUGACAGAGUAUUAGAAAUGUUAACAUUAGUUCAGCUGAAAGAAGUUGUUAAAAUCCUGGAGAAACUAAAUGGAAAUGGAAGGUGGAAAUGGUUCCUUCACUACAGGGAACAGAAAAAGCUCAAAGAAGAUGUCAGAGUGGAUUCAACUGCACAUAAAAAGAACUUAAUACUGAAGUCAUGCCAGAGUGCAAAUCUCAUUGAAUCGCUUCACUACCAUCAGUGUGAUUCCCAACAGCCGGCAAAGGGCGACUAUUUGCAAUGUCUGCGGAGCCUGCAGGUCCAGCACAUCUGCUCCAGGUUCGCCAUCUUCCUGACAGAAAAGCCUGCAGGUUCCAGAGAAGUCUUCGAAAAUAGUGGCAUCCUUGUUACAGAUGUAAAAAACUUUAUUGAAAAUAUACAGAAAGUAGCAGCUCCAUUUAGGAGUAGCUACUGGUAAUAUUUUAUGCAACUCUCCCACUGUGAACUGGAAUGAACAUUGGAUGUGUUUAUGGAUGGACGCACACUAUCUGAACAUGUGCAUUUCAUGGAAGAUUUCAGUCGCAUCCUUCAUAUGAAAUAUUUGGUUUAGACAGUGUUGACAUCACCUUAAUAUUUAUUUAUGCUUGGCUAAUAAAAUACCUGGUUUCAUUCAGUAGCUUUUAAUUAGGUUUGAGUGGGCCAUUUAAAUACUUUCACAAAUUAUUUUAAGAAUGCCUUCAGUGCUAUUCAUUGAAAAUAAUUGUACAAACACAAUUGCUCCAUUAUGGCAGAAAAAAUGGUUCUUGCAUGUUAGUAUCAGAAAACUCAUGUGGUGAGAAAAAAAACAAGACAUUCUUCAAACAACACUAAGGUUUUUUCCUAUGUGGUAAAAUUUUAUAGGCUGGUAUUUUUCAGUUACUCAGUUUUUGUACAUAGUACACUACAAAAUCAGCCUUCUGGGAGGAAGAGAAAAUAAUAAUUUUAUUUAUGAUAUUAGAAAUAGAUUUCUACAAUAAACGAAGCAAAUACAUUUCUAAGAACAACUUUUUGUAACUAUUUUUGUUUCAUUUUUU
This is a messenger RNA of Sorex fumeus (smoky shrew), 8426 nucleotides long. RefSeq names its product transcription activation suppressor family member 2 (gene TASOR2). Gene Ontology annotation, cellular component: nucleoplasm. Gene Ontology annotation, biological process: negative regulation of gene expression, epigenetic. The record is from RefSeq and is a predicted model, not a curated record. NCBI's taxonomy places the organism in Eukaryota, Metazoa, Chordata, Mammalia, Eulipotyphla, Soricidae. The transcript has 23 exons. The coding region runs from base 89 to 7831 and encodes 2580 amino acids.